CGUUUCAUGGUAGACGGUGACGUCACACGUGUAAUGCCGCAAAGCCGAUGGCUUGUAGAGGUGGUCACCACGUUUCUACUCCUAUACUUAGCAAAUAUCCAGCAGUUGUGAUUCAGAUACGUCGUGCUUUCGCGCUCUUUGGCGAACUUCCAAACUUGAUUCGUUUUUGAGUGUUAGUGCCCGCAAUUGCCAACAUGAUUUAUUACAAUCAAUGGAUUUGUGUCAAGUACUUGAAAAAGUACCAGUGAGUUAGUGCGGCCCUUUUGUGAAAAAAAAAAAAACUGAAAUUUUUGGUACAAACGCGAAAAUGUUCCUGAAACCAAACCAAGUGUGAUAUUAGCAUAGUCCUAGUUCAGCCAGUAUUUCAACUUACUAAACCCACCAAAAUGGCCCUCAAGCAAUGACGAACAACACCCAAGUGAUGCUCGACGAAGUCAAAAUCGACGAUGAGAACAAGGCCGAACAACUGGAGAAGCUUUUGGAGAACUCGAGAGUCCCGACCAUCGUCCCGGCGCAGCUCCCGGUGCCCAAUCACGAAACGAGGAGGAAGUCCGAGGGAAGCCUGCUGGGGUCCUUCAGCAGGAUUCGCCUGUCGAUCGGCAACGGCACCAAGGACGCCCCCAACGGGCACGUUUUCAGCAGGCCAGCACAUCUACAACGUGGCUCACCAUUAUCGCAGACGUCCGCCUACAACCAUGCCCGGUGUAGCCUUCGGAGUUACCUUUUUAACAAACGGUCAGGUAAAGGGUACAAGCAGUCCCGCUUCAACGCCCGCCGCAUCCGCAAGAGGGUCGUCUUCAAGCACGGCGACUGCAACGUGGUGCAAGCCAACGUCGCCAAGCGCCGCCGCAAGUACCUGCAGGACAUCUUCACGACUCUAGUCGACGCCCAGUGGCGUUGGACUCUGCUCGUGUUCGCUUUUAACUUCCUGGGCUCGUGGCUGGUCUUCGCCGUGGUGUGGUGGUUAAUAGCGUACACGCAUGGCGACCUCCUAGAAGAGCACAUAAACGGAACCGAACCGUGGACCCCCUGCAUCACCAACAUCUACGGCUUCACCUCCUGCUUCCUUUUCAGCGUGGAGACCCAGCACACGAUCGGGUACGGCGGUCGGACCACCACCGAGGAGUGUCCGGAGGCCAUCUUCGUGAUGUGUCUCCAGAGUAUCGGGGGCGUGAUGAUUCAGGCGUUCAUGGUGGGGGUGGUUUUCGCCAAGCUAUCGCGACCCAAGAAAAGAACGCAGACUUUGUUGUUUUCGAGAAACGCGGUCAUUAGUCAUAGGGACGGAGUACCGUGUUUGAUGUUAAGGGUGGGGGAUAUGAGGAAGAGUCAUAUUAUUGAGGCCCACGUCAGGGCGCAACUUAUCAAACAUAAAGUUACCAAAGAGGGAGAAAGUCUGCCGUUCUUCCAGACGGAAUUGAAGGUAUGGGUUGGCGGCGACGGAGAAGAGGACAAAAUUUUCUUCAUCUGGCCGACGAUGAUCGUGCACAAAAUUGACAAGAACUCACCGCUUUACAACAUGUCGGCCACUGAUCUCUUGCGGGAGCGAUUCGAAAUCGUAGUGAUACUAGAGGGCGUGAUCGAGUCCACGGGGAUGACCACCCAAGCCCGCUCCAGCUACCUUCCGUCUGAAAUCCUGUGGGGUCACCGGUUCCAGUCGCUCAUCACCUUCAAGAAAGAGUCGGGAGAGUACGAAGUCGACUACGCGCUUUUUAACAACACGGUGGAAGUGGACACUCCGCUUUGUAGCGCCAAGCAGCUGGACGAGUACCGGGCGAUGUCCAGCAACGAGUGCGUGGGUUUGCUUUCAGAUCACCUCAGAACCGGUCUGUUCCCGUCCGUGCGAACCCAUUCCAGUGAUACGCUGUGCAGCAUGGACUCGCUGUCCAUAGACGAGCACAUAGUGAUGAAAGUACCGACGAGUCCGAUUCCAGUGACGGUUACCGCCCCAGAGGAAACCACGCCGUUGAGGAACGGGUGCAUACCCAAGGCCACCUUGCCGGUGCCGGUCUGAGCCAGUUUUGAUUUAUCAACGAUACGCUUAUUUGUAUAUAGGUUAAGUAGGGUAGAAUAUCGCUGGUACGAUAUUUUAGAAUUCUCAUUUUGAAGAGUUGGCAGCAAGAGAAAGUGUGAAUUCUUCAGUUUUGUUUUGAUCUCGUGUCGUGCGAAAAUUUCCAGCAGUUAUGUAUAACGAUACGUAAAAACAGUCUAGAGAAGAAAAUUUUCGCUUUAGAGUUUUAGUUGUAAGUUCUGUGUUUGGUAGAUGUGCUUUUAUUUCGUAACUAGUAGGACUUUUUCAUUUUUAUAAUUUGAUCCGUUUGUGUUCACGAAAAUUUUCUUUUACUUCACUCAACUUUUCUAUUUAUUUUUAUACAGAGUACUUAAAGUAGCGGUAGUACCUAGUUGUCUGUCUACAUUUUAACGUAGGUUAAGUUUAAAGUGUAAAUAGUCAGUGCCAUACAUCCUCUAAGGAAUUUUUCUACAAACAUAAAGUCAAUAAAUUAUUUUAAAAACGACAAA
Molecule: messenger RNA, 2517 nt
Organism: Zophobas morio
Lineage: Eukaryota; Metazoa; Arthropoda; Insecta; Coleoptera; Tenebrionidae
Product: G protein-activated inward rectifier potassium channel 3-like
Exons: 9
Coding region: 401-2011 (536 amino acids)
Biological process (GO): potassium ion import across plasma membrane; regulation of monoatomic ion transmembrane transport
Cellular component (GO): plasma membrane
Molecular function (GO): inward rectifier potassium channel activity
Source: RefSeq, a predicted model, not a curated record